Molecule: messenger RNA, 1034 nt
Organism: Linum tenue
Lineage: Eukaryota; Viridiplantae; Streptophyta; Magnoliopsida; Malpighiales; Linaceae
Source: the annotation of a GenBank genome assembly
GGUAACUAUUCGUUGUUAGCAACUUAGCAAUCCUGCAAAUCGAAGAGCGGGUUAAACUAAAACCUUGACCCAGCGCGCGCCGACGCCGAUUAGCAGAGUACCAUACGAGGUAGUUGAAGGGAACGCCAUCUAGCAAAGGCUCAGCUUGACCGGCGGCGAGAGUGGCGAAGAUGGAGAAGAUGAGCGUCGAACAACUCAAGGCGGUGAAGGAGCAGACAGAUCUCGAAGUCAAUCUGUUGCAGGACAGCCUCAACAACAUUCGCACCGCCACCACUCGCCUCGAUCUCGCUUCCGCCGCUCUCCACGAUCUCUCCCUCCGCCCCCAAGGGAAGAAAAUGCUGGUCCCUCUCACAGCAUCGCUCUACGUGCCUGGAACUCUCGAUGACGCCAAUAAGGUCCUCGUCGAUAUCGGCACUGGCUACUUCGUCGAGAAAACCAUGGUGGAGGGGAAAGAUUAUUGCGAAAGGAAGAUCCACUUGCUGAAAUCGAAUUACGAUCAACUUCUCGAGCUUGCAUCUAAGAAAAAGACAGUUGCAGAUGAAGCUGGGGCAGUCUUGCAGGCGAAGUUGAAACAAUUAGCACCACAAACAUAGAGAGAGGUCUGGGUGUCCAUUAUAGUUUUUUGUUGGAUUGUUGAACCUCGGACUACAUUUCUGUGAACAUGGUGUUAGAGAACUGUUUUUGCGGGAGGCAUUCAGGUAUCUUCCUUUCAGGGGACUAAAGGAAGACUAUUACUUCCCCUAAAACGAGCUUGAACCGUGGACUGAACUAAAGAACCAUAUAGGAUUUGUUCAGAGAGGAUGCUGUUAUUCGUUGCCGGUCAGAUGUAUUACAGCAACUUCUUUGUCAUCUGGUUCACUGUUAAUUUAUGUAUCUUGCAAUUUCUCUGUUGCUGCAGCCAUCUUCUGUUUCUUUUAGAUUGAGUUACUAGUUUUCUGGUUAUACUUGCUGUCUUGUUGGUGGGGAUGACUCUGGUUUGGUGCAUGGCUUGAUGACUGGCUUUGUGAUCUUUUAACCUUCAAUAGCUUCGUCAG